AUUGUUGAUCGAUCACCUCAGCAGCCUUGUAAAUCUUAUAUAAAUGUACAUGACAAAGUUAACAUAAGCAGCAGAUCCAAGAGCAAUAUUUGGUAGUGUGAGAAGAUCAGGAUUCAGAACAGGGUAACCAAUGUCUAAGCCAAGGUUAGAGGGUAAGGUAGCCCUUAUCACGGGUGGAGCAAGCGGAAUUGGUGAGGAGGCAGCCAGAUUAUUCGCUGAGAAUGGAGCUUUUGUUGUUGCCGCCGAUGUUCAAGACGAACUGGGUCAUCGAGUUGUUGCAUCAAUAGGUACAGAAAGAGUUACUUAUCGCCACUGCGAUGUAAGAGAUGAGAAACAAGUUGAGGAAACAGUGAGUUACACUCUGGAGAAAUAUGGCAGCCUGGAUGUCCUGUUCAGCAAUGCCGGAAUCAUGGGGCCCUUGACAACCAUCCUAGAGCUUGACAUCGACGGUCUCGACGACACCAUGGCGACAAAUGUUCGUGGAGUGGCUGCAACGUUCAAGCACGCGGCUCGUGCCAUGGUGGGCAGAAAUAUACGCGGAUCCAUCAUCUGUACUACAAGCGUGGCAUCCUCGAUCGGCGGAAGCGGUCCGCAUGCAUAUACUACGUCGAAGCAUGCUCUUGUCGGUCUAGUCCGGUCGGCUUGCAGCGAGCUUGGGGCUUAUGGGAUUCGAGUCAACAGCAUUUCCCCAUUCGGAGUCGCCACGCCUCUUUCAUGUAUGGCUUACAAUCUGGAACCGAGUGAGGUGGAAGCUAAUUGUAGUGCCGCCGCCAACCUGAAGGGUGUUGCGUUGAAGGCUAGGCACGUUGCGGAGGCUGCUCUGUUUCUUGCUUCUGAUGAAUCAGCUUACAUCAGUGGCCAUAACUUGGCCGUGGAUGGAGGGUUCACGGUAGUUAAUAACAGUCCGGCGGCUGUCUAAGAAUUAAUUAAUAUUACUGGUUUGUCACAGUUCCUCUGAUUAACGAGCUAGAGCCAGCCAAUAUUUUAUGUAUGAUUGGCUUCUUUGUAUAAUUGAAAUGAAUUUUACUUUUUUGGAAGUCAAACCUUGUUACCAGCACUUCCCAUGUGCAUUUUCCUUGUAAUCGGCAAUGUCUUAUUUUUUUUUUUUUUC
This is a messenger RNA of Alnus glutinosa, 1111 nucleotides long. RefSeq names its product short-chain dehydrogenase reductase 3b-like. The record is from RefSeq and is a predicted model, not a curated record. NCBI's taxonomy places the organism in Eukaryota, Viridiplantae, Streptophyta, Magnoliopsida, Fagales, Betulaceae. Bases 131 to 919 code for a protein of 262 amino acids. The transcript is spliced from 2 exons.